UGAUGUAGAUCAUCAAAAGGCUGACUGGGUUAGUAUCCACGAGCAAAUAUGCCAGCUGCUGAUUCCAAUCCGUACACCCCUCCCUUUUCUCCCUUCUGAAAAAGAAAGAAAACAUGGCAUGGAACAGCUGCUGAAGAGGCAGAAAUACAUCAUCAAGCUCGCGUACAGCGCAGCCCAGGAGUUCAUUUUGGGUAAAAAACAUAAAGAAGCGAUACCUGCAGCUUUGCAUGCACUGCGUUUCAGCACCGACGUGUACGGUUCCAAUUCCGUGCACUUGGUGCCUGCUUAUCUCCUCUUGGCUGAGGCCUCCAUGGGUAUUGGCCACCUUCCACAGGCAUCCAAGUAUCUCUCCCAAGCCCAGUGGAUUGUCCUUAGAACUCCAGACUGCAGUGUUGCUCUUCAGUGUGAAUUACAUCGUGGUCUGGGGCUUUUCUGUGCUGCCAAAGGAAACUUUGAAGAGGCUUUAUAUCACCUGGCGCAUGAUAUUUACCUUGCUAGUUCUACGUUUGGACUAAAAUCUCUUGAGACCUGUAGAGGGUACUUCCACAUGGCUAAUGUUUUCGUUCUCCAGAACAAAAUGGACAUAGCAAACUUGCUCUAUGCUGAGGUAACUGGCACCUGGCAUGCCUUUCUCGUGAAGUCAGUCCAAGCGCAGGAGCCAGCUCUCAAGUCACGACCGGAAAUGUCUCUGUCCACUGAGGACAAGGAAGUCGUCGGGGAGCGUAUGACUGAAGCCCAGCAGGUGGAAGCAAUCCGAGUACUGAAUGCGGUGUUGGAUGUCAGAGAGCAGGCACCAAAGCAGCAACCUGUGGAGACUGCCAGAGUUCUGCAUGCUCUUGCCAUGCUUUAUUUCCUGGUCAGGGAUUUCUCAAAGGCCCGAGAGGUGGGGAUGAAAGCCUUCAACCUGGUGAAACAGCUGCCCCAGCAGGAGUCUCUGGACGCCAUUGAUCGUUUGUUGAAGUUGAUUAACUCCAAGCAGUAA
Messenger RNA from Eurypyga helias (sunbittern), 982 nucleotides. It is a transcript of the gene ZMYND12, whose product is annotated as zinc finger, MYND-type containing 12. Lineage: Eukaryota; Metazoa; Chordata; Aves; Eurypygiformes; Eurypygidae. The annotation marks the transcript as partial. Gene Ontology annotation, molecular function: protein binding. The record is from RefSeq and is a predicted model, not a curated record. The transcript is spliced from 7 exons.